CGCCGUCUGCCGCUGCUGCUGCUGGUGCAGCUGUGUGUCUCUGCUCUGCGCUGCUGGUGCUGCGGCUCACCUGAGCGGCUCCUAACCUGACACACAACACAGAUUUUCUCCUCUGAAAAGUAUCUCCUACUAACUCCAACGGUGUCGGAGCGGAUUACGUGUCCCGACGAGCCCUCUCAUCCCUCCGCUCCAUGGCUGUUGCCGCCCUCCGCCCUCUUCCCCUGGGAGGUAACGUUCAAAGGCUCUGCUCAGCUCGAUGGAUGACCAGCUGAAUGAUGGAGAUGGACACAAUCAAAGGACAUACUCCCUUCAUUGUGACUAGAUGAAGGGACAGCUACCUUCCUCCACCACUGAGGGGACGUACACUGCAGCAUUUUGAUGUUCCUCAGGGUGAACUGAAGCUCCUCAAAGAAUUAGUUGUUUACAAAGAGAAAAUACAGAUUUUUUUUUCAGUUUGCGAAAGACACUCAGAGCAUCGAGCUCAUAUGUUGACAGUUUAUCCCUGUGAUGCUUGUUAUGAGUUGUCCAACCUCAACCAAUGAGCCAGAGAGCUGCAGCAGCGAGGGCAGCAGCUGCAUCACUUCCUCCAUCACCACCUCUGAGCCAUCCUCUAUGUCUGGACACACUCACUCCACCCUACCUUCCCUCAGUGACACCCGGAACACCCAGCAUGAAGCUCCCCCUCCACCUCCCCUGCCACCCCCGCCUCCCGGGGCUCCUCCGCCUCUGCCGCCCCCGGCGACCACGUCCACCAGCCACAACACGAGGAAGAAGCGCCGUGUACGCAGCUUCUUCUGGAAGCCGAUCCCGGAGGAGAAGGUCCGCGGGAAGCCCAACAUCUGGACGCUGGCAGUGCGGCAGCAGCAGUACCAGAUCGACGUCCGCUCUGUGGAGGAGCUGUUCGGGCAGCAGGAGGAGGCAAUGACAGGCAUACGUGGGGGGACGCCGGCCACUGGAACAUCAGCCCGUAUCUCCCGGACCCGGUCCUUCAAAGAGAGCAGCAAAGAUGAGAUCAGUAUCCUUGACUCCAAGAGGGGGAUGAAUGUGGGCAUUUUCCUCAAGCAGUUCAAAAAGUCCAACCGCUCCAUUGUGGAAGACAUACGACAAGGAGAAGGAAAGAUUUACGGAGCAGAGCUGCUCAAAGACCUGCUGAAGCUCCUGCCUGACAUAGAGGAGAUCAAGAAGCUGCAGGCGUUUAAAGGAGAUCCAGACAAGCUGACGCUCGUUGAUUCCUUUAUGUACCUCUUGAUCCAGGUGCCACGGUUCGAGGUUCGGAUCGAGGCCAUGGUCCUACGGGAAGAGUUCUUCCCUUCCUGUGCGUUGAUGAGCCAUGAGAUCGAUGUCGUCCGCGUCGCCACUAAAGAGCUGAUGAACUGCGAGGAGCUUCAUGCCAUUCUGCAUCUGGUGUUGCAGGCCGGAAACAUUAUGAAUGCUGGAGGCUACGCAGGCAACGCCGUGGGCUUCAAGCUGUCAUCCCUCCUCUCAUUGGCUGACACCAAGGCCAACAAGCCCGGGAUGAACCUGCUGCAUUUUGUCGCCAUGGAGGCAAAGAAGAAAGAUGAGAAGCUGCUCAAGUUUCCAGAUAAACUUCACGAUGUCCAGAGUGCAGCCAGAAUAUCAGUGGAGAACAUCGAGGUGGAGUUCUCCUCCUUAUAUGUCCGGAUCAAAUCCCUGGAGGAAAAGGUUCAAGGAGACCCGGAGCUACUGCAGCAGCUGGAGCCCUUCCUGCAGAGUUCAGCACGGACACUUCAGGACCUGAAGAGACGCAGGCUGGAUCUGCGUAAAGAGGGAAACACUCUCAUUGAUUUCUUUUGUGAAGACAAGGACACCUUCAAGCUGGACGAGUGCUUCCGCAUCUUUCAAGACUUCUGCAUCAAGUUCAAGAAAGCUGUUAAGGACAACAUGGACCGCGAGUUGAAGGAGGCGGCGAGGCAGCGUCGGCUCAGAGAAUUGGAGGAAAAGCGCUUUGCGUGGUCCAGUGCAGAUCAGAGCGGGGGAUUCGGUCGGAGCAGCAGCGAGAACGACGUGGAGAUGCUUACCAAGGAAGGCCUACUAGACUUCUUCCAGCAGAGGUCUCAGAGUCCACACAGUCCGCUGGGACGUUCUGCCAGUGCUCGCCGUCACCGUCACACCAUGACCUCGAUAGCAGACCGCGAACUCCAAGGGUACCUGGAGCUAUUUGGAGGCACUGGGAAUCCCACUGACUAUUCCAAGUUUAACAGUCUACCUCGGUCGGGUCGCCCCAUCCAGCGGAAGACGACCCCCUGGAUCUUAGCCCAGGACGACAAUCGUGAGCUGGGGUGCGACAGACAGGUGACAUCUCCGCGUGCAGAAACUGAACCUAUCAGCCCGCUGGCCCGGUUUUCCUCCUCUGGGUUUAACGCUAACGAGGACCCAUACAACAACAAUAAUUACUCAUCUGUGUCCGAGGGCAGCGUUCUGCCUCAUUCCUUUUAUGUCUUUCAGAAGUCCAACCCAACAAUUACCAGCCACAUGAAUUUUAGUGUGGAGAAGCAUACUUUAGUUAGAGGUCCUCAAGCCUUUGAACUACCUAGUCCAAACAAUAACAGCAAUCAUAUGCACUUUGUCAACCAGGGGGAUGUUGUGGUGACUGAUAUGGAAAAGGAGAGACGGUCACCUCCCAAGACUCUGGACAAUCUUCCAGGAGUUUUAGAAAGAAGGCUGGAUCUCAAGUCAGCGUGGCAAGGGAAAAUAGAUCCUCCAACACAGACUGGGAUCUCUCCUGAGGGAGAGAAAGAAGAAGAAGAGAACAGCACAGUUUCAUCAACAACCUGUGAUACUCCCCUCCCGUUAGAUACCUCUGUAUCCAAUAAGAAGCCAGUGUUUUAUAUACUAGACUGCACAGAAACAGACUGCUCCGUUACCCUGGAUUACUCUGAGGGUGAAAGUUCAUCUCUAACGAAAGAGGGACUUAAUUUCAGAACGAGCGACUGCAGCAAAGAUCAGGAGAGCCAGCAAGAUCCGAGCUCCCUGUCCUCUAAUCUGGAGUCCCUGUCUCCCAAUGACCAGUCGGUUUCAACCAAUGAGCUCUCAGCACCAAAAUCUGUGGACGCAGCUUCCAUGACUCCGUCUGCUACCACAGAGGAAUGGGACACAGAGAGCUGUGACACUGCUGAGGGAAAACAAAGUGUGGAGAAAGAUGCACAGAGUAGCAGCAGAAAACCAGUGCAUGCAAAGAGCAAAGCUAUCAAAGCGACCAAGGGCAGCGGAGGACGUGGCGUGCGAACGCUGACCAGCAGCGAGACCCAGGGCAUGCGGAAAGUCGUGCCCAUUAGCAAGCUUGCCAGAGCAGGUAGCAGCAAGCGAGCAGAGAGAACCUUGGCGCAUGAGGGUGGAGAAUCACGUCGGCCUCUGCGUGACCAGAGCACACCAGCCAGAGGACAGAGCGAGAAGACAACGAGACCGCCUCGACACUCCAGUCUGCCUCCAGAUGACUCCAAAGCUCAGAGGAGCCUCACAGGCAGCCUUUCCAGAUGGGCGCGUGAUUCUACCCCAAGAAAGGCCUCCAUUCACAAGCCGAGCGCCAAACCUCUGAGGAACAUCCCCAAGCCUGCACCCGAGGAGAAGAUGUGCCGCUCCACCAUGAGAGCCCUCGCACAGGCUCAAGCUCAAGCUCAAGCUCAAGCUCAAGCUCAAGCUCAAGCCCAGUGUGCAGCUUCCUCUGAGAACAGCAGCUCACACACACUAGGCCCCAAGAACAGCUCCGAUGUUCCCAGCUUUGCCCGCAACACCGUAGCGUCGACUUCCAGGACCAAGAAAGAGAUGGCCACCCCGUCCGUCCCCUCCACCCCAUCUCGCAGCGCCUCGCUCACGGGUCGACAAACCUCUGUGAAGCAGAACAGGUUAUCACCCACAGUUCACGCCAGCGAGGAGCGGCCGCAAGGGACAAACCUGCGACGGGUGCAAAGCAUGAAGGCGGCCAGUCGCAGUGCGUACCGCAGCGAGACUCCCCCUCCACCUCCAACACGUGAAGAUAUUCGGAAGACUAACAGCUUUUCUGAAAAGUCUGUCCAGUCUCGAGACUCGGCCACAUCCAGCAGAAGCUUGAAGCCAAGCUGGAAAUAAAACUGAAAGCAGAGGAAAGUGACUGAAUAAAGACAAGUAGAUAGAGGCAACUUUUCCCCCCUGUUUGAUGUAAAUUGAUAUUUGCUCUCCGUCCCCAUUUACAGACUUUAAAACUCCGAUCAUAUCAUGCAAAAGACAGGAAUCUGAAAACAAAAAAACCUUAAGCUUUCUCACCUUGUAAGAUUCCUUCAGUAGCUGACAUCAGGGUUAUAAAUUGCAAAGAGCAAGAUGCAAUGAACUCCACGUGUUUUUGUUUUGUUUGUACAAAGACUGUUUUCACAGGUUCCUUUUUUGGGGGAGGGGGGGGGGCCAUUAACUAAACUGACAAACGGCGAAUUAGUGUUUUUUCACCGGAGCCUUUUUGCCUGCUUAGCUGCGUAUGUACCAUAUGUGCUGGUGUCUGUGAUGAUGUUGAUGUACAGUAAGUAAACACUACUGACUAUAUAAUGCUGCUAAUUAGCUCUGACAAUUUGAGACUGAGUUUCAGUGUCUUUUUCAUUCAGGGUCACAAGAUUUGUUGUACCUUACCUUGCUGCUGUUAUAGUGUCUUCUAGUUGUGUUGCAUCCUCCUGUAGAGCACCGCUCUGUUUGCUUUUCGGUUCUUUUGCUUGAUACCUCAGAAAGAUCGCAGUGGCCUUUUACCAGCAGAAGAAAUAGAAUAUGUUCAUUUGGUUCUGCAUGACAAAGAUGUAGACGAGAUCUGAUCAGUUACUGCAAUGUCACUUUUUACAAAAGCCCUGAUAUAUUAAUAUUACUACAAUAUAUAAAGUCACAGAUUAUACACCAGUAUAUCCAAACUGUGGUACUUCUCGUACCUUGUGUAUGUAUUUGUCAGUAGUUUGUAAAUGUUUUAGAACUCCUCCAUAAUAUCAUGGAGUAGAUGUGCAUGUAGGAAAUGUUUCCUAUGUACAGUAGGCUAGUACACGAUCAACACUAAUGCUGUGAAAGAAAAGCAUUGAACGCACCUGAAACAACACUGAAAAUAUCACCUUCUACAUGUGAUUAUUUUGACAGUCUGAUCUAAUUUUUUCUACUGUGAAUGUAGUCAUCUCAUAUCAAAGGCCUGCACCUUUCUUGACAAGGUUAAAUUGCAACAAAAACCCAAACUUGUCAUAAUCCAGCCUGGUUCCAGUUUGUGCCUCUCAUGUAUUGCUAUUACAUUCAAAGCACAGAGAUGAACAUCUGUUUUUCCAUAAAUACCUGGUGAUCUUUGAAAGACCCAGAAGGUCAUUACACAGCAGUUACUGAUGCUCUGAAGUGAAGUAGGGCUGCAACUAACAAUUAUUUUCAUUAUUAACUAAUCUGCUGAUUAUUUUCUAGAUUAAUCGAUUAGUCGUUUGGUCUAUAAAAUGUCAAAAGAUCGCUGUUUCCCAGAGAGACAAGCUGAUGUCCUCAAAUGUCUUCAUUUGUCCCAAAGAACAGCCCUAAACCCAAAGUCUUAGAGGACCAAAGACAUCAGAAAAUAUUCACAGAGAAAAUUUGAGAGAUUUUUUCUUAUCAAUUCUAAUCAAUUAAUUGGUAGUUAAUUGGUGGUUGCAGCUCUACUCCAAAGGUAUUUCCAAGAUCCUCAAAGACUUUUCUAACUAUCUGGAUGAAAAAAUAUUCCUCCAGCUACAUAAAAAAAGAAAAAUAUUUAACCCAUCUCUCAAGUUGUGCUUCUUUUCUCUAAUCCAAACAAAGACUGUCUGUGCUCAGUUUAUACGAUGUGGAACAAAAUGAAAAAAGUUUUAUUAUCAGUUUUAGUGUAUUUGUCCAUAUUGAUGUUACAUUGUAUUAUUUUGUAUAUUCAUACAAAUGACAUGUUGAUAUAUUUCUUGUGUCAUACAAAAUGAGCAAGAAGAUUUGUAUCUUUAGUUUACCUGGAUAGGUUAUAAUUUCAAAAAGGUUCUUGCACAUCAUUAAGUCUUAAUAGGAUCAAAAACUCUUGACUCUUUGAAAAGAAUCCUGCACACUGUCCAUCACUUGAACUCACUCGAUUAACACAAUGUUUUGGUCCUCAUACAGACAAACGUCUGUCUGUAUGUGUUUGUAUUUGAUGAAGGUCUCAAGAGUGAAACGUUGAGUUCAAGUGAUAGACAGUGCGUGGGAUUCUUUGGUUUUCUUUUCGAGUUUAACUGAAUAAGAAAAGUAGCCACAAGAAUCUUUAUUAUUGUGCAUUAGACAGAACAUUUAUCCAUCCAGAUGAUAAGAAACAUCUUUAAAUAUUGUGUGAAUGCCUUCAGAUCAGCAGUAAGUGUUGUUUAAUGACAUUCUGUGCUUUUCAAAGACCGUCUGUUAUCUAAUUUUUUAAAGGAUGCUUAGCUCUGUGACUGGACUCUAAUAGUUAUACAUGAGAGGCACAGAUUCAUCCCUGUUGACCAUUUCACACCACUUGCCUUUCAAACUGCAUUGUGCCUCGAUGGCAACUACACACAUAACAGUGCAUUGCCUUAAAGCUUAAUGUAGCCGAUCCAUCACCAGUAGAAGCUCCUUGAUUGUAAAACAAGAGUAGAAAUCUUUCCUACAUUCCAUCACGCUGAACUGAAACAGUGACUCAACUGGUUAGUGAUUCACUUUGUAAAUAAUGUAAAGACAUAGUAUUUUUCUGACUAUCAACAUGUUUACAUAGCAUUGAAAAAAAAAGGAGGGUAAAAGAGUGAAGUAUAUGUUUGAGCACAGAUAUUUAAAAAACGGUCAAAGCGUCCAUAUCUUCCGUCAGAUGUUGAGAGCCCUGGCCUGCAGUGUGUUGACAUGCUGUGCGUGUCUUCCUGUUCCCUGUGAUGCAAAUGAAGUUGAUGAUCCGAUGACACAAAAGGCCCCAGUAUGACAUGUGACUGUGUGUGUGUGGCCUGCAUGUAGCCUAAAUUUAGAUCCACUUUCACAUAGUAAAGUAAUGUAGAACUGGAAGUAAUGAUUACUUUCAUGAAUGAUUGAUCUGACUUAUUUUCUUGAUCGUUUGGUCUAUAAAAUUUCAGAAAUUUGUGAAAAAUGCUCAUUACAAAGCCCAUCCUAAAGCCCCCAACUUUUCUUUUCUUUUUUUUUUUGUCUGUCCAACUGUCCGUACCCAAAGAUAUUCAGUUGCCAUUCACAGAAGAUUUUUGUUGGUUAUAAAACAUUUGAGAAGCUGGAAACAAAGAAUUUUUGUCAUUUUUGCUUAAAAAAAAUUACUCGCAUGAUUAUUCAAUUAACCACUUUGUUGCUGAUUAUUUUUCUGGCGAUCGAUUAAUCAACUAAUUGUUUCAGCUCUAAAGAAAUUACAUUUCAAAUUAGUAAUGAGCUUGUGCCUGGGUGUGCCGCAGCUCGUCAGCUUCCACUGCCAUUCAGCCUUAGAUUAAGAUAUCUUAAACUGAGCGACUUUGAUUUUGACUUUGGAAACAGCAGCCUGACGUGGUUGAAAGCUCUGGAAAAAGCUCUCAAUGGAUAUUGUGUUAGUAUUUGUCAAACCUACUCCAGAUCUUUUAAAGUACAACCUCUUGUAAACGCCGGUCAAAAAUCACAGAUUGUUGAAUAUAAUCUACAAUUUUAACAAUUUAUAACUUUUACACCUAACAGCAACAAAUUUGUUCAUCUGAAUUAAGUUUUGUGUACAUUUGGAUUAUGGAUCAGGCGGUUUUAAAAAGAGGACACACCAACUAUUAUUCUACUUCCAGAGCUGUGGAGCUGCUGUUCUCCUCACAUGGACACAAUUUACACAAUAAGUCGCAGUCUUCAGCCUUUUAUCGUCCUCCUUUGUGUAUCCCACAAUGCACCCUGGUGACACCUUUUUAACAGCCCCGGGCAUUACAAUGGGUGCCCUUUACAUUACAUCUGACUGGCUUACAGCAGCAGAGCUGGUGUGGAAUUUGCAUACUUACUUACCCUUUUCAUCACUUCCUUGUUACAGGGAUGGUUACCAUAGUAACUCACCCCAAACAUUAAUUACCAUUGCUGACUAAAAGCCCCGCAAGAAGGUCAGAAAUGUUGUUAUAAAUCCCCAGAAAAGACAAAAUUGCAUUGUCUAAUAUCAUUUUACGUAAAGCUGCUCACAAAUGGGACUUUAUAUUAUUUAGAGUGAAUCUUUAUUUGGCUCUUAAAUAAUUUCCUGCACAAUUGCUGAUUCUGUAGUUGUACUAUCGUAUUCCCUGAUGAUUAAAUGUGUCUUGUUUUUGGCAUAAAUUUCCCCAAGGAUGUCUUUAGUACACUGGAAAGGAAUGACUAGUUACAAUAGGGUGUUUUUUUUUACUCUGAUGUGAUUCUUUGUGAUGAGAGUCUUGACGCGUCGGCUGUAGUUUUCACUCCUGAGUCAAAUAAAUGCUCUGCUGUUCUGCUUGGUCUGUUACAAUCUCACGAUGACAAAGAAAAGAUUGAUCACAACAUGGAGCAAAUGAUGAUAUCUGAUCACUGUAGACCACAGGGCUGCAAAUUGUGAUGUUACUCUACUGCAGUUUCUAUUUUCUGAUGAUGACAUCAAAGAAAUAAAUAAAAUCACAUGUUGCUGUGUAAACUGA
Messenger RNA from Thunnus maccoyii (southern bluefin tuna), 8552 nucleotides. It is a transcript of the gene fhdc1, whose product is annotated as FH2 domain containing 1. The coding region runs from base 508 to 4086 and encodes 1192 amino acids. The record is from RefSeq and is a predicted model, not a curated record. Lineage: Eukaryota; Metazoa; Chordata; Actinopteri; Scombriformes; Scombridae. The transcript is spliced from 12 exons.